AUGGCAGGCCAUGAGCCACUGUUCUCCUCAUCCCUCAUUUCUCAUGAGGUGGUGGCAUCCCUGCCUACGGGCUUCACCAUCCGGCCUCUGCACCGGCAAGACUUCAAGAAAGGCUACCUGGACUGCCUGAGGGUACUAACUUGGGUUGGUGAUCUUGGCGAGGAAGAAUGGAACAGCCGAUUUGAUGAAAUGGCUCGAGCAACCGGAACUUACUACCUGUUGGCCCUUGAGCACAAAGAUCGCAUCGUUGGCACAGGGUCCUUGGUUGUGGAGCGCAAGUUAACUGUUACUCGGGCGCGGAAAACUCAUGAGAAUUUGUCCAGUAUCCAUAACCGAGGGCUUGUUGGACACGUAGAAGAGAUUGCCAUCUCCAAAGAGCUUCAAGGCAAAGGUCUGGGAUUGAAAAUGAUCCAAGCUCUGGACUCUGUCGGCAAGAAUGUGGGCUGCUACAAGAAUAUCCUCAACUGUGGUCCCCAGAACGAACCUUUCUACGUCAAAUGUGGCUACCACAACUCUGGGACGGAGAUGUCACACUAUUUCGAGGAGUCCAAGGAUAAUUACCACCGGGGAUGA
Molecule: messenger RNA, 573 nt
Organism: Diaporthe citri
Lineage: Eukaryota; Fungi; Ascomycota; Sordariomycetes; Diaporthales; Diaporthaceae
Exons: 2
Coding region: 1-573 (190 amino acids)
Biological process (GO): UDP-N-acetylglucosamine biosynthetic process
Cellular component (GO): endoplasmic reticulum-Golgi intermediate compartment; Golgi apparatus; endoplasmic reticulum
Molecular function (GO): glucosamine 6-phosphate N-acetyltransferase activity; monosaccharide binding
Source: RefSeq, a predicted model, not a curated record